UAGUGUCGCGACGGGAAGCCGCUAGUGUGCAAUUGGAUAUUCGGCAUUCGGAAUCUCAAUCAUUUGAGGUUCUGCCAGAGUGAAGUUACCUAUUCCCCGCAGGGUGCUGCCAAUUCGUGUGAAGAUCUGCAUGUAGUAACAUACAUACAGCAACAAUAAUUCUAUCGACAACCAACGAGCAGCAGUUUUAUUGGUUAGGAAGUCCGCAGAGGAGAGGACAGGUAGUGUGAAGCAGAGGAUUUCGCUAGAUUAGAGUGUGGACGCAGCAAGAUGGCCGAUGUUAAUAACAAUAACAAAGCGGAGGAGGCCGGGCCCGAGCCGCAAUCCUUGUUCGAUGAACUCACAAAUCCAUUGAAUCUAACGCUCAUCCUGCUGAUCGUUUUCCUGAUGUACAAGAUCCUGAAGAGCCGCCAGCCGGUGCACACGGCGUCGCCGCCGGAGCCGCAGCUGCCGAAAUUGCGUAGGGAUUUCACCGUGGAGGAGCUGAAGAAGUACGACGGCACCCAGGAGGAUGGUCGAGUACUUGUCGCAGUCAACGGAAGUGUUUACGACAUGACCAAAGGGAAACGCUUCUACGGUCCUGGUGGACCUUAUGCCGCAUUCGGUGGUAAAGACGCAUCCAGAGGCCUAGCCACAUUCAACGUGUCCGCCUCCACCGAGGGCUACGAUGACCUUAGCGACCUGAAUACUGAACAAAUGGAUUCAAUCAGAGAAUGGGAGGCGCAGUUCAAAGAAAAGUACGAUCUGGUUGGUCGCCUAUUGAAGCCCGGUGAGCAGGCCACAAAUUAUUCCGAUGAAGAGGACGAGGCGAACACGAGUGUCGAUAAGUCGAAGGACGAUUAGAGAAAUAAAUACAUUGGAUUUCGAAAAAAAUAUAUAAAUAAAAAGAAUUAAUAACGUAAUAACCGGAAAAAUGAAGAUGAAAAAAAAAAUGGAAGAAGAUACAAACGGAAUAUGGACUCCAUUCUAAAAAAAAAUAUAUAUAAUUUUGUUUUUUAUUACAUCCAUAUAAAAAAAAUAAGAAGUCUGAAUCUUGUACUAUAUAUUUUUUUAUCUGAUAUAUUAUAUAAAUAUUUUAUUUAGUUUUAAAUAUCUUUGCCGCCGACGACGAGGAAGAAAGACUUUCUCUUCACCGUCGGCGACGGCUUGCAUUGUUACUUAGAACGUAAACGUAUUUUCGCGAAGGAUGGAGGAUAGUGGCAAUGGGGGAUGUCUUAUUAUUUAAUAGUUUGUUGUUGUUUUUUUUUUUAAUUCACUGUGAAGGGUUUAUAAGUAUAUAAGUUGUUUGUUUCCUUGUUCGAAAAAAAAAAGAAAGAAACUAUGUUCCUCCUCCUGCAACUUUCUGUUUCCGUUUUCAAAGUUACUCCUUUAUAAAAAUCGAAGAAAAAAAAUAUAAUUGGUAGGCAGCAGUUAUGUUAAAGCUCCCGAGCAUCGCAUUUAAUAAUAUAAUAAUGAUUGUGUGUUACUUUGUUAAUUUUUUUUAAUAAAAUUGUGAUAACAUGAAUGUAAUUAAACAAAAAAAAAUACAGAGAAGAUGGGAAUAUUUGUUCGAGGAAAGGACACAAUAUGGAUUGCUUGCUUUUUGGAAGUAUUUUUUUAAUGAUAUGUAAUAUGUAUAUAUAUAUAAAAAUACAAACAAACACGAUUACCAGUAUAUAUGUGGGCUAUUGUAGCUUAACGAGUUUUGUAACUAUCAUUUACUUAAAACUAUUAAUGAAUGUGCAGAAGCAGUCCAUCCCUCCAACAAUUAUUAAUAUUAAUAAUAAAGCAGAGAAACGACUUAAAACCAUGAAGCAAGAUUUUGGAGUCUGUUUUUUUUUGUUGUUUUCGCUUGAAAACUGCUUGAAGUUUUUGAAUAAAUGGAACUUGUUGUUUUGUUUUUCUUUUACGUUGUUUCUUGAACGAUUUUUGUUAAUGAACUGCGGAUUACAUUGAUCCGCAAAUGAUCCAUAACUAUUUUUUUUUCGUGUGCAAUCUUCUGUUC
This is a messenger RNA of Nicrophorus vespilloides, 1984 nucleotides long. RefSeq names its product membrane-associated progesterone receptor component 1 (gene MSBP). Gene Ontology annotation, cellular component: membrane; endomembrane system. NCBI's taxonomy places the organism in Eukaryota, Metazoa, Arthropoda, Insecta, Coleoptera, Silphidae. The record is from RefSeq and is a predicted model, not a curated record. The transcript has 3 exons. The coding region runs from base 271 to 843 and encodes 190 amino acids.